AGGCCAUGUUGUUUUAGGUCGUCUGCUACAAACCCAUUCUCUUCCGCGUUUUAGGAAAAAUCAAAAUGGUGAUUUGAAGAUUUUUCACUCAUGGAAACGUCUCUAUCUUUGUUAUCCGUGGUUAGAUGAACAAUCUUGAUCUAUCUUUCUCUCAGUGAUAAAAUAUCAGGUUCUGUGUUGUGAACGAAUACAGUUGCACAAAUACUGCAAACAACGACUAAACGGAGUGAGCUCACAGUUGCUCAAGGAUCUUUUGCGUGAUAUGUAUAUCAAUUCCGAAAUGAUGACAAUAUCAUAGGUUCAUUCCUUUAAUGAAUGGAUUAUAGGCCUAAGUAUAAACUCAUCAAGUGCACAGUCGUAUACUGAGAGCCGCAAGGUCUUGGGUGUAUGAAUAGAGUAAGGAAUCAGUCAGCCAAUGAAUUCCGGGGUAGAUCGACACCAUCGCCAUCUGUUAACAGCGGGUGGACAUAACAAAUAUGGAACAUUGAACAGUAUUUCCAUUUGGAAGCAUGAUAAAGUGUCUGAUAGAAAGUGCCCAGACUUUCCGAGUACAUGUAACAUAUUGUGCCGAACCUGGCUUGCCACGUCUCCAGGGAUCGUCUUCUGAAAAUUGAUUGUGACAGGUGACAUUGCCCUCACAAUAAAGACAUAAUAUGGUCUUGGUUUAUCGUUCAGGUGCGAUCAAUGUUGACUUGACGUCAUGUCGCACGUGAUGACUAUGAUGCUAAGACAGAACAGUCUGUCAAAGAUUGGCAACAUGCUAAACGCAGCAGUACAUAAAAAUAAAGGGAACGGUGGUGAUAUUCAGUGGUGUUUUUCCCAGGUCAAAGGUACAAUUGAAGACGAAGUAACUGAAGCCGACAUCAUCUCAUGUGUCGAGUUCAAUCAUGAUGGUGAGCUGUUGGCGACUGGCGACAAGGGUGGCAGAGUGGUCAUCUUCCAGAGAGACCAGCUGAGGGAGCCCAAUGUCCCACGUCGUGGAGAGUACAAUGUCUACAGUACAUUUCAGAGCCACGAGCCAGAGUUCGAUUACUUAAAAAGUUUAGAAAUAGAGGAGAAAAUUAAUAAAAUAAAAUGGUUGAGGAGGACCAAUCCAGCCAACUUUCUCUUGUCAACAAAUGAUAAAACAAUCAAAUUGUGGAAAGUGUCUGAACGCGACAAGCGACCCGAAGGCUACAACCUGAAAACUGAAUUUGGUGAACUCCAAGCCAACAAUGUGACGUCUUUGCGGGUGCCUGUCCUCAAGCCGAUGGAGCUAAUGGUUGAAGCUAGUCCAAGGAGAAUCUUCUCAAAUGCCCAUACCUACCAUAUUAAUUCUAUAUCAGUCAAUAGUGAUCAGGAGACGUACAUGUCUGCUGAUGAUCUCAGGAUUAAUCUGUGGCACCUAGAAAUUACUGAUCAGAGCUUCAUUAUCGUUGACAUCAAACCAGCCAAUAUGGAGGAGCUGACCGAAGUCAUUACAGCGGCAGAGUUCCACCCGACGGAAUGUAACGUGUUUGUUUAUAGUAGCAGCAAAGGCACUGUUCGAUUAUGUGAUAUGAGAGCUCAGGCACUAUGUGAUCAACAUGCCAAAUUAUUUGAGGAACCUGAGGACCCAACAAACCGUAGUUUCUUCUCCGAAAUCAUCUCUAGUAUAUCGGACGUCAAGUUUAGUCACAACGGUCGCUAUUUAAUCACACGGGACUACCUCUCAGUGAAAGUGUGGGACUUGCACAUGGACACUAAACCCAUAGAAACUUAUCAAGUGCAUGAAUACUUGCGGAGUAAACUCUGUGCAUUGUAUGAAAAUGAUUGUAUAUUUGACAAGUUUGAGUGUGCCUGGAGUGGCAAUGACAGGCACAUAAUGACAGGAUCGUACAACAAUUUCUUCCGAAUGUUCGACAGGGAAACAAAACGUGACACGACAUUGGAGGCAUCAAGAGAAAACAUGAAGCCACGCACCGUUCUCAAACCAAGAAAAGUCUGUGCUGGUGGCAAACGGAAGAAAGAUGAAAUUAGUGUGGAUUGCCUGGACUUCAAUAAAAAAAUAAUCCAUACUGCUUGGCAUCCUUUAGAAAAUAUUAUAGCAGUUGCAGCCACUAAUAAUUUAUAUAUAUUUCAAAGCAAGGACUAGUACAAAUGAUGCCUAGGAUUUUUCAAUUGAUAAGAGGGGAAAAUGUGGCAGUGCUGGUCUGCUGGUUGCACUUCUGUACUUGGCUGUUCUCUUAUCUGUGGCCACUGGGCAUUGAAGCUUGUUCAAGGUACAGUCAGUGUUCAUAAAUGGACUAUUUGCUGCACUCAAACUCAAGAUAAACAUGCUAUACUUGAGAGUACUUCGCUGAUAAUGAGUUGCUUCUGUUGGCUGCAGUAUCGGUGCAUGAAGUAAACUAUCAAUUGUGCAUUCCAUGGGCAUGCAUAUCUAUUGUCUUAUCGUCCACCUAUAACAUAUUUUUGGUCGAAGCUGGUGUUCAAAAUAUUGAUACAGCAAAUGCAAUCAAGGAAAGGUCUUUCCGCAUUGCCUUUUAGAUCGGUGACAGUUAGACAGACCUCAAAACCGUAGAAGUUGCAUUUCUAAUGGCCAACACGCAAAAGCAGGAAAGGCUCAGAUUUUACUCAAAACCGGUCUAAUUUCUACUAAAUGUAACUUCUACAGUUGUGCGAAUAUUGUAGUUAGGUUUAAAGAAUAGGCUGUAUCGUCUCCCACCGUUUAAAAUGUUCCUCUGAACAUGCACAAAACCUGAGGAAUUGGUUAUGGGGAAUUUGGCUUCAAAAUAUGUCCCAGAUAUCUGAUACUUUGUACUCUGAAAAAGCUUGAUUCUCUCUUACUGGUGAAGUCUUUGAAUAUAUGGUGCUAUUUUUAACAUAGCAUAGACUUUAGAUGACGCUUGUAACAAUCAUUUACCGGUUCAAAUAUAAAAUAAAACUGGGGUUGUUUUUCAUUCAAGGCACUUAGCUGCAGGAUUGUCCAGUUGUUUUUUUCUGUCAACCUGAUUUGGGCAAUUUGCUGGCACGUGUUUAUGUUUUAUACACCUGACUGAAUUAUCCUACAUUUCUUUUGUCUCAUUUUGAAAUUUCAUGAGCCACUUAAAUGAUGUCCAACAUCUAGUCCCCAAAAGGGUACUGUUCAGCUACAUUGCAUAUCUUUUCACAUGUUUUCUAUGUUGAGAGUUGGCUACUUCCUAAUGAAUUGUCACUUGCUGGCACUAUCUUCACUGCCAAAGCUUAAAGAUUUUCAUUGCAUUUCACCUUUUGUAAUAGUAGAUGAGUUGACUUGCUUUUGGGCCACGGGUGCACUUGGGGGUGGCAGUAGGGCAAGAUUUCUUCAUGUCCACUGAACAAAUUAUUUACCUGCAGAGUUAAGGUGUGUUUUUUGAAUUUGCAUAAAAACUGGAAUUGGUUUACUACAUGUACUUAGUGCAUCCGAUGGCCCUUAGCCUUGUUCAGUUUUAUAGAAUGUGCUACAACCCUUGCACCUAUAUCUGACUUGGACCUUUGUGCGCUUGUAAGCCUUUGCACAACAUUUCUGAUUUGGAACAAAAUACUAGUAUUGUAUAGUUAGUAGGUAGAAUUAGGGGUGUUUGAGUUAAUAAAUUUCGUUUGGCAAGACCAAGAAUUGAUAUAGACUGAUUGGUGCACUGAUCGACUUUUCUGAUGAAGUAUAAAUAGAUACUAUCAUUGCAGUUGAUUGACGGGAAUUCUUGACUCCCACUUAGAGGAAUAAUGUGCUACUUUCAUUGAAUUUCCCUGUUGAUCACAAAUAUUCCAUUUCAGUACACGUGUUGUGUCAUUCUAUGACAACAAAUCUUACAAAUCUAACUCAUGCUUUUGUUUAUAACUAUUACAUGUACAUUCCAUUGAAGUAUUAUGCUGCUUUAAAAAAUGGUAAGAAAUACUCCUUUCCCGACCAGAUCGGAAUGAAAUGACACCACGUUGACCAGAAUACGUUGCUAUUUGAAUGGCAAGUACUGAUUCUGAUGAAUGAAAAACUUGUGCUAACAGGCUCUGUUAUUAACUAAUGAAAGGUUUUUUGUUACUUAAAAUGUAGACUUGAAUUGUGACUUAAUAGUCUUCUGUGGAAUUUUGAUGAAAUUUCUAAAGGGUGAUAGUUUUCCUCUUGGCAUUCCCAAAUGAUGUACUUGUUUACUGUCGAUCGACGGCAGUUUUGGGAAGACCCUUGGUUUUGUGUGCGAUGCGUUGUCCUAUCAUGCCUUGAGGCUUAACAGGGUUUGAUUGCAAAGGGAAUGAGUGGCGAAGAAAUAUUAAAACACUACAUCACAUGUAAUGUAAUGUUAUGUCAUUUCAUAAUUCAUAUUUCAUAAUUCUUGCUCCAAUGCAAAAUUCUACACUCCUUUAAGAAAUUUCACAGAAUUCAUUUGUUCUCGUUUUGACUCUGUUGGUGCCCAGCAAGUUCCCUGCAGACCAGCAAACUGAACAAUUUGUAUAUACCUAUGUUGUCUUUGUAUGUAUCUAAUAAUUAUUUUAUAUGUGCUCAAUACUUUGCAUCAUGUCUUGCAAGAAAUGCACAACUUGCCUCUUCAAGAACUGGGAAGAUUCCUGUUGUGGAAAUUUGGAAAAGGUGCCUUGAAAUGCCAAGAGUUCAUAAUGUUUGGCAGGACUGAUUAAUUAAUUUAAAUCGAAAAAUUCCUGUGUAAGCUUUCCCCGUCUGAUGCAUUGUUAACUCCAGAAACAGCUGAAGGAAAUAAUUUCCAAUCACAAUUUGUUAUGUAUGAUUGAUAAAUGAAAUUGCCUCCAAUGGAAGCAAUAUAUCUUUGCAGUCGUUAGCUCCGCAAUGUUAAGAAAUUUUUCAUAUUGAGAGAAAUUUUCUAUGGUUUAUGGCCAAGCGACUUGUGUCAAAUACGGUCGAGGUAUGCUUCAAAAUAUUGCAUGUCAUUCAUUGAAAUGAGAGUGAUAUCAAAUAUUUCUCAACAUCUCGAACCAUAGUUUUAGUUCUGACACUUGCUACUGUAUAUUCUCCCUGUUCUUGAAGGGUUCGUUCUGUGCUCUGCGUGUAAAUACAUAUAUUGAUCAAACUAACCUACGGAAACUUUGUAUUCAAUCUUGCCAUGGUGAUUGCCGAAUUCAGUUACAAUUCUAUUGGGAGCUGAUAGAGAUCGGUAUAGAAGGUUGCUUGUCAAAUUCCUGAUAGGAUGCAUUCUGUAAAAGAAACUUAGCCAUGGCUUUGGGAGAGAAAGAAUGAAAUAAUUUCUAAGCAAAGUGGGUAAUAGAAUGUUGCCGUCUUGAGAGUGCAAGCUAGGUUAAUAUUUGAAUUUUACCCUGUAGAAUGUUUGCAAUGCACCAUAUGUAUUCAGACCCCUUGCUUGCAGGAGUCACGGUUAAAAGACUGUCAUGCCUAGGUCGUACCUGUCUGUGUGCAUCGCAGCUUUCAGGUGAUGACUUCAGGAAUUUGUUAUCUAACUUUGACCAAUUUCAUCUGAACUUAAAAUGGCAAGACCACUGUCUACAGUGUACAUAGAGCAGAGGGCUCCACCUACAGUGUACAUAGAGCAGAGGGCUCCACCUAAACAAAUUUGUACAGAAGUGGCCAUCCUUUUCAAUUCUAACUCCUGCCCUUACACCACUGUCUCAUAUAAACCGUUACUUCUCAUCUGUGAGUUCAGUGAAGUGUAGUUGCUCUGUUCCAGUUGUACUUGUGAAUAAUAAUUUGUGCUGAACAUUAUUCUGUUGUCUUGCAUUCCAUCUGCUUAGUAAGCAAAAUAACUGUCCGUUGUUUUGACUAGCAAUGCUUGUCCUAUAUUGUAAGAGGUUAGGUUGGGCUCCCAUGUUCUCUGUUAAACUCUGAAAUGCAUGAAAAAGACGUAAUAAAUGUGAGUUUGAACAAGC
Molecule: messenger RNA, 5820 nt
Organism: Lineus longissimus
Lineage: Eukaryota; Metazoa; Nemertea; Pilidiophora; Heteronemertea; Lineidae
Product: serine/threonine-protein phosphatase 2A 55 kDa regulatory subunit B alpha isoform-like
Exons: 10
Coding region: 701-2113 (470 amino acids)
Cellular component (GO): cytosol; protein phosphatase type 2A complex
Molecular function (GO): protein phosphatase regulator activity; protein binding
Source: RefSeq, a predicted model, not a curated record